Molecule: messenger RNA, 1081 nt
Organism: Scheffersomyces coipomensis
Lineage: Eukaryota; Fungi; Ascomycota; Pichiomycetes; Serinales; Debaryomycetaceae
Exons: 1
Coding region: 144-929 (261 amino acids)
Cellular component (GO): membrane
Source: RefSeq, a predicted model, not a curated record
AACUGUUUUAGGAAGCUUGACACCGCACUAAAGAAGACAUUAAAAUUUUUUUUCUUAGUAUAUAAACUAAUAAAUAUCCUUUAAUUAGAUCUUCAUAUAUGAUCUGAUGUAUACGACCAUAACUUUCUGGUCAUUAGUUCAAGAUGUAUAAUGCUAUAGCUGUGAAUGUCUUAGGGACAGCUGGGACAAUAUUUUGGUGUAUUCAAUUGGUUCCCCAGAUCAUUAGAAACUAUAAGGUCAAAAAUUGUGAGGGUCUUCCUCCAUUAAUGUUGUUUCUUUGGGCAGCAAGUGGUGUUCCAUUUUCAAUAUACUUUAUAGGUACAGAUGGUAGUAUUCCAUUAAGAAUCCAACCUCAAUUAUUCACAUUUUUCUGUACUUUUACAUGGGCACAAUCGUUAUAUUAUCCUCCAUUUCAGCUUUCUCGUAAGAGAUUGUGGCUUUACAUUUCUGCAUUUGUCAUAAUUUCGGUUGCAUUAGAAGUUGGAUUUAUACUAUGGUUAAGACCACUUUAUCGUCGUGGUAUUCACUGGCCAAUGCUUAUUAUGGGUAUUAUCGCAUCUGUUUUGUUAGCAGCGGGAUUAGUUCCUCCAUACUUUGAAUUGGCAAAGCGUAAAGGACGUGUCGUGGGUAUUAAUUUCAUAUUUUUAUUCAUGGAUUCAAUGGGAGCAUUAUUAUCCAUGUUAAGUAUUGUUGUUGGUACUUUUGAUGUCAUGAGUAUGGUACUUUAUGCUAUUGUCUUGGCUAUGGAAAUUGGAAUAGCAGUAAGUCAACUUGUGUGGUAUUUAAGAAUAGGUAAAAGAAUCUUAAAGGAAGAGAAAUUACUCGCCCUUGAAAAUGAAUCUACUAUCGAAAAGUCUGAAGAAGAAUAUUCCCUGGAUGAUGUUGUAGUUAUUGAAGACCUAGAAACUAAGAAGUCAGAAGAGGUGUAGGCAAAUAAUAGUCAAAAAUUCGUAUCCUCGAAUAAUGUGUCUCUUACUAGAGAUCAUGUAUCAUAGUUCAACAUAAUAGUGUAACAUAGAUAGACGUUUAUAGAUGUCUUAUAUACAGUUUAAUAUAAUUUAAUUUAAUGGCAUUAGAUAAA